AUGGGUACCUACCGCCAGCUCUUGGGACAUCGUGUUUUCUCCUUGCAGAUGAAUCUCCUCGCCCAGGUGAACUCCCUCCUUCAGACCCUGCAAGCCCCGGACUGGCUGUUCCUCCAGGCCUGGCACUGGCUGGGCUCCUGGCCCCAGGCCACCAGUGGCCCUGAAACAUGGCUGGGUCCCCAGGCAGUGACUGGGGCAGUGACCACGGCAGGGUUCUUCCUCUGCGAGGGGCUGCUGGGACAACACUUCAACAUGGUCCCCAACGGGGUGGCUGAGCCCCAGCCUGGGGACCUCUUCCUCUUCCCGCUGGCCUCCGGGGGCCCUGGCUGGUGGGGCGCCCAUGCUGGCAUCUACUGCGGUGAUGGGGAGAUCAUCCACUUGGAAGGCGUUGUGGCUAAGCACGGCAAGAGCCACCUCCUGCGGACACGGGGCCCGGCCAAGGUGCUCCGCAGGAAGGGAGGGCUGGACGUGGCUGCCCUGCAGCGACGGAUCCGGGUGGCCAUGGACCAGCCAGUGGAGUACGACACCGUCACCUGCAACUGCAUCCACUUCGCUCUCGCCCUCCUGGGGCUGGGCCACCUUGCUGGUGCCAUGGUGUCCCCAGCGCUGCAGUGAUGGAGGUGAUGGUGCUCCUAAGAAACAUGUGGGGCUGAGUGCCCUCCCCUGGGCACCAGAACUGCACCAGUGAUUUGUCAAUCCUCCUGUGUGGCAAUAAACAGUUGCAUGGAAA
Molecule: messenger RNA, 730 nt
Organism: Taeniopygia guttata (zebra finch)
Lineage: Eukaryota; Metazoa; Chordata; Aves; Passeriformes; Estrildidae
Source: RefSeq, a predicted model, not a curated record